This is a messenger RNA of Brenthis ino (lesser marbled fritillary), 1020 nucleotides long. The record is from the annotation of a GenBank genome assembly. Lineage: Eukaryota; Metazoa; Arthropoda; Insecta; Lepidoptera; Nymphalidae.
AUGAAUACUUCCCUACAUCGAGCCGGGCAAGCCAAUUUUACGAUCCUGGUGUAUGGUUUCGAAUGUGGUUGGAUAUCUCCCAUUACGUCGUUGCUGCAGUCAGAGGAUUCACCAGCCGGAUACCCACUAACAGACUCUCAGCUCUCUUGGGUAGCAAGUGUAUUGAGUUUGACCGCAACAUUUGGAGUCGUCACGUAUUCUUAUGUUGCUGACCAGUAUGGGAGGAAAACUAGCGUGGUUGCUCUUGCCAUUGUGGAAGCAAUUUCAUGGGUAAUUCGUCUAUCGUACACCUCGUUUCCCCUGCUUAUCUUAGCCAGAAUCUUCGCUGGUUUAACAGCUGGCGGUGGUUACACCAUCAAUACUAUCUACGUGAAAGAAAUAAGUCAAAAAGAUUUGACAGGAAUUUUAGGGACUUUCCCCAUUCUUAUGCAUACUACUGGAAUAUUUUUGAUGUAUCUUAUGGGAGCCUAUAUGGACUAUACGGUAGUUAUUAUUACUGUCCUGGUGGUGUCAAUAUUAACGAUGAUUGCAAUGACAAGAGCUCCUGAAUCACCCGCCUUCUUAGUUAAACAAGAUAAAAUUGAACCUCUUUUAAUCGGCGUAUAUGGUAUAACUGCUUUAGCAAUGUUCGCGUUGGCCAUAAUGAUUGUUUUCCAAGAGCGAUAUGGUAAUGUUCCAGCGUGGAUGCCUGCUGUAGCUUUAAUACUGUCAGUAGCUAUGUUCAGCGGUGGAGUGUCACCUCUGGCCUUCAUUGUUACGUCAGAAAUGUUUAAUUUCCAUAUCAGAGCCACGGUGAUGGGCGUGGUGGUCACUUACGGAUGGCUUUUGACGUCUGUAGAACUGAUGACUUAUACUCCUAUAGCAAAUUCAAUGGGAGAAUUUGCCCCUUACGUUUUUUAUGGAUGUGUCAAUUUAGCUGCAGUAUUUUUUGUUGCAUUCUUCUUACCUGAGACACGGGGUAAGACUGAGGAAGAGAUAUUUAAAAACGUGAAGAAUAAGGAUGUUCAUGACAGUGUUAUA